AGAUUUCUUUCCUGUGGUUCUUUCAUUCUUACGGCAAGUUCCUAUGGUAGGAACGUUUCUAAGUUUACCUUACAUCAGAGGAUUGAAGAAUAAUAAGUCUGGAUCUCCUAGAGGAGGGAUGUUUGGUGAAGUUAAAGAAUCGAUUUGCUGGCAAACACCGCAACAGAUCUGUACUGGAAGUGCACCCAUACCUCAUCAGCGCAAGUGGAGUCAACUCACAAGCUACAAAUGGACGUGGGGGCUCCCUGGAGAAGAUACAUCACUGCUUAAUGCCGCCCCAUAUCCUCCCAUCACUUGCUCAUUUGUCUCUUCUGGGCUUCGACUCCACAAGUCUCGUGACUCCGAAACCAAGGGGGAGGAUUGUCUGCAUUGCCCUCGCUCCCCACAAGGACCUUGA
Melampsora larici-populina 98AG31 is the source of this 397-nucleotide messenger RNA. RefSeq lists its product as uncharacterized. NCBI's taxonomy places the organism in Eukaryota, Fungi, Basidiomycota, Pucciniomycetes, Pucciniales, Melampsoraceae. The transcript has 3 exons. The annotation marks the transcript as partial. The record is from RefSeq and is a predicted model, not a curated record.